UUUUGACUCUUUGGUGUUCAAUCGGCAAGCCGUUUCCCUUGUUGUUUUUUAUAUUCUUGCUUUUUUUUUUUGAAAAAAAGCAACCUCAUUGUGCCGUUUCAUGUCGUCUGUAUUUGUUCCCGAUAAUAGCGGGUCAGCGUCACCACAGAAAUCCCCAGAAUCAAGUCGACCGAAGCGACCUCGAUCCAGUCUAGCAUGUAUUCGUUGUCGAAAGAAAAAAGUCAAGUGCGACUUUGUUCAGCCCACAUGUGGUCGAUGUGCCAUGGCGGGAUUACCCUGCAGUUACGCUACGCCACCUCGUCGAGUGGACGGUCAAGCGUUCGAUAAGCUCGGCAAUCACGUCGAGGAACUGAAAGAAAGAAUGCAGAAAAUGCAAAGCGAACUGGCCAAGAUGAAGGACAAUCUGCAUCCGUUUUCGGGCAGUAUUGGAUACCGUGCUGAAGACGACCAAACUGCUUCGGGACCAUCCACCCCGUACGCCAUGCCAUCGCAAGCUGCUCCCACGGACAUGUUCCCUGCAAGAGAACCCAUGGCCGUUGCCGAAUCAUCGUCAUCGCAACACUUGUUACAUCAUUCGGCUUCGCAACAGCCCGUGACCUGGAAACUGUCAUUGUCCCCCUCGGGAUUACGUAUCGAUACCAACAUUGCCAGUGUCGCCGACUUGUACCGUAUUCUGCUCAACGGCAUCAGUCAGCUCAAUAUCAAUGCCGAUUCUGCCACCAGUCUGUUCAGUACUGAUACCAUUCGUGGCGAAGGCCGUCGUAACCGUCAAGCGAGGGGACUUCGAAAUGCGCAGAGAAACAAUGCCCUGGAGUCCGGCGACGGCAUGUUCUCGGCGACGGCAACGGAUCCAACCACCACGACCAUUGCCACUUCGGCCGGUCCUUCCACUUCCACUUCCACUUCCAAUACGACAAUGAAUCAUGGGCAAUCCGCUGGCGGGGGUCGACUCUGGGAAGUGGAUGAUAACGAAGCGCGCAAAAUUAUUCAAGAAAACACCAAAUCUGACGAUUCCUUGCCUCCUGAUAUUCUCCAGGGUCUUUUGCGCAAUUGCUAUCACCGAUGCUUUUUGGCCUAUCAGAUCGUGGACAAGGAAACCUUUGUGAAGCAGUGCACGGACGGGCUCGAGUACGAGUCCCUUUUAGCGAAUUCCGUCAGCGCGUGGGUUUCCAAACACGGAUGCAUCUAUCAUAACGCGGCCCCCGGUCAGAAUCCUACCACCAUGGGGGAAGCCUACUUUAUGAACGCACGUCAGCUACUGAAGAAAUGUUUUGACAUUAGCAGUCCCACCACCAUUCACGCGCUUCUCAACCUGUACAUGUACCAAUUGAACAGUGAACGAUCCAGUCUCGCAUACCUGUACAUUGGUCUGGCGAUUCGCAUGGCUCAGGAUCUAAAGUUCCAUAAAAAGGAGCAUAUGCCGGCUGAUCCGAAACAGCGCGAAACCAAUAAGCGAUUGUGGUGGUCGGCGUACUGGUUGGAUCUAUGUGCCGCACUUGAAUCCAACCGACCUACCAUGGUCGAUGACAAGGACUGUGAUUUGGAGUAUCCUGUGAAGCUGGACUCAGAGGAUGAAGAGACCGGGUACCAAAUCGAUUUUUGUGUGCAUUCCAUCAAGCUCAUGAAGAUCAGAAAAGAUAUUACCAAACAUUUACCGUCCGAGCAAUCCGGACAAUCGUUGCUGUCGGCUAUUUCUCGGUUGGAGAACGCUUUAACCAAUUGGUUGAACGAGUUGCCUCAGUCACUGCGUUUUGAUCCCGAUGACAAGGUGUUCCGUACCACGGGGUCGUUCCGAGACGAAGCGUGUCUGAUUCUUAAUAUUCAAUACCAGACGACGUGGAUCAUGCUUCACGAAUUCUUCUUACCGAAACAGGAUCAAACCGCUACACCCGUGGCUUUGCUGUCGCUGAAUAUCUGUACGAAAUCGGCCAAUUUCAUCAGUAAGAUGCUGGAUAUCUAUUCAAAGAACUUGUGCUGGUGCCAGUUCUUUUACGUGAUCGAUGGCGUCAUUGCCAGUGUCGCCAUUCAUCAGGUGAAUGCACUGUCAAACGAGAAAGAAGUGGCGUCCUUGGCUCAGCGAAAUCUCAUCGUCACGGCCGACGUGCUUAAGGGAUCCCCUUUGAUGUAUAUGGAGAAAAUCAAUGAGAUUGUGGACAGCAUUGAAGGAUUCCUGAAAAAGCACGAGCUCCCCAUGGACGUGAACAACUUACCGCCUGUCAAUGAAGAUUCCGUCAAUCAACAAAGCAUCUCGUCCGUCUUCCAUCCCGCCAUGCUGGAUACCCACCCGAUGACGCCUCAGAAUUCGACGUUGAAUAACUUUGGCUUACCAUCUUUUGGACAGGGAACGCCUUUGAGUCAGUCUCGCCCCGAUCCAGACUCUCCUUCCAUGGCGACGAACGCAUCGCGAUUUGGCAGUGUGGGCAGUAUACCAAUGAAUUCGCCGCGAUCGCAGACGCCCGGUUCCGUACCGCACACCACGAUGCCAACCUCGCAGAUGUCACCUCACACUUCCAUGUUUACCCCUCAACCGGGAUCCGCCCAAGAUCUCUCUUCGCUUUCCAGCCCGAUUCCCAUGUCGUCUUCUUCUUCUUCUUCUAACCAGCGACCUGGAUCCGAGGCCAAAAUGCGUGAAGCGCCCACCCAUCCACAAGCACCACCACAUCAACAGCACCAACAACAACCACAGCCACAGCCACAGUUUAGUCGACCGACAUCGCAAUCGGUGCCGUUUGUCACGGCGUCGAACCUUUCCAACAACUUUGGCUUGGGUAACAUGUUGUUCAAUGAUCCGGCCUUUAUGAAUUUCAAUAUACCCAACACGUCGCAGGAUAUGGAUCAAGCGCUGUUUAGAGACAUGGGAUUCUCCAACUUGGGCGGCGGUGAUAGUCGGAUGAACUCGGAGGACCAGUUGAAUCAGUCCAACAUGUUUGCUUCGCUGGACUCCUCCUUGUUUGGCGAAAGGAAUGCCUACACUUCAGCGAGCAAUCCCGCGGCGGGUACAUCCUUCAAUUUUGCAGAGAUGGGUCAAGGAUCCAUGUACGGGCAACAGGGAGCGACUAAUGAAAGUAUGGGGUAUCCAAACUACCUCGGAGAUCCUGAAUUAUUUGGCCUCUCCACCAGUUCUUCCAUGCUUCCUACGUCGUCACAAACGCAAGCUUCGAAUAUGAUGGAUCCACAGUAUCCGCUCAAUGGAUCGGUUUCUGGAACCUCGGUACCGAGUACGAUGAUGGACAGCGUAGAAUCGACACAGCCAAUGGACAAUGACCAAGCGUUUGAUCCUCGAUCGUUAUUUGGAAAUAUGAAUAUAGACCCUGCAACGAUGAAUGCGUUUUUACAGAUGAAUGCCGCUUCAGGUUAUUCGCCAUUUUACGGUCAACAACAAGCCGCUCCUGGACAAGCGAGCAGCAGUCGAUUUGCAGGCAGCAACGCCAUGACGGAAGCCAUGUUUGCUGCGAGCCGAAAGAGACCACAUCGUGAAUGGGAUGAUUCCGCAUAGUUUGUUGUGCAUUAUUUUUUUUUCUACAUCUUUUCUUCCUUCUUACUUGUAAUUUUUUUUUAUCUCUACCAUUAUCUUUCUAUUUAUCAUUCGUUUUCAUUUUUCCUUUCACGCAGAGGAUGCCAAAAUUGAAAGAAAACAAUAAUCCAAUAGCGAAAACAAUUUUCACCAGUAACACUUGAUUCAUGUCUUAUGCAGG
This is a messenger RNA of Radiomyces spectabilis, 3695 nucleotides long. Its product is annotated as fungal-specific transcription factor domain-containing protein. Gene Ontology annotation, biological process: DNA-templated transcription; regulation of DNA-templated transcription. Lineage: Eukaryota; Fungi; Mucoromycota; Mucoromycetes; Mucorales; Radiomycetaceae. The transcript is spliced from 2 exons. Gene Ontology annotation, molecular function: DNA-binding transcription factor activity, RNA polymerase II-specific; DNA binding; zinc ion binding. Bases 101 to 3496 code for a protein of 1131 amino acids. The record is from RefSeq and is a predicted model, not a curated record.